CUGUGGCCCUGAAGCCGCCACCAGCCGGCCCGCAGCGGCCGGGUUCCGGAGGCGCUGCUCAGGACGCAGCCUGUCCCCGCCCCGCCCGCCUCCCUCCGCUCCCCUCCCCCUGCCCCACGCCCGCGCCGGCGGCGGCGGCGGCGGCAGGAGCCCGGAUGCGGCGCCGGGAGACGGCGGGGGGAGCGGCGCGGAUGGAUCCAACAUGGCGCCGCCGAGCCUGAGCCCGGGGAAGAGACCUGGGACAUUAACUUUCUCGCAGAGGUUCUCAAAUGGACUCCAACCCGCCGGCGGGAUCAGAGCCUGUGCUGACCGGAGGGAGUGUCUUGUGGUGUCUGGCAUGUCCGAGACACCAAGACCCAGGAGCCCUUGCUCACCUGCUGCUGCUGAGAAGGGGCGCAUUCCCUCACUGCUCUGGCACUGCAUCUAGGCUCCCGGUGUAGCUUCAGCGGAGCUGCCCUGCUUCAGUGCCACGGAAAGCUGAGUGUGUGUUGGUGUAAGAGGAAGUUGGCCAUGUUCUUGUUCUGCUGGAGUUAGAUAGGCUCUUGGCAUCCCCACCUGGGCUGCGGAGUGAACUCCCCAUCCUAGACGCGUGGCGGGGCUCGCAGGUGCCAAGCAGGGGUUCUGGAAGGCGUUGCGCACCUGAGCCCCCAGCAUGGCGGGCCGGAAGCGCCAGGCAAGCCAGGUGUGGCCGGAAGAGCGUGGCGAGCAGGAGCACGGGCUCUACAGCCUGCAUCGCAUGUUCGACAUCGUGGGCACCCACCUGACGCACAGAGACGUGCGCGUCCUUUCCUUCCUCUUCGUUGACGUCAUCGAUGACCACGAGCGGGGCCUCAUCCGGAAUGGACGUGACUUCUUGUUGGCGCUGGAGCGCCAGGGCCGCUGUGAUGAGAGUAACUUCCGCCAGGUGCUGCAGCUGCUGCGCAUCAUUACUCGCCAUGACCUGCUGCCCUACGUCACCCUCAAGAGGAGGCGGGCAGUGCGCCCUGACCUCGUGGACAGGUAUCUGGAGGAGACGUCAGUUCGCUAUGUGACCCCCAGAGCCCUCAGCGACCCAGAGCCAAGGCCUCCCCAACCCCCCAAAACAGUGCCUCCCCACUACCCUGUGGUGUGCUGCCCCGCCUCCGGCCCUCAGAUGUGUAGCAAGAGGCCAGCUCGAGGGAGAGCCACACUUGGGAGCCAGCGAAGACGCCGGAAGUCAGUGACCCCGGACCCCAAGGAGAAGCAGACGUGUGACAUCAGGCUGCGGGUCCGGGCUGAAUACUGCCAGCACGAGACGGCUCUGCAGGGCAACGUCUUCUCCAACAAGCAGGACCCCCUGGAGCGCCAGUUUGAGCGCUUUAACCAGGCCAACACCAUCCUCAAGUCCCGGGACCUGGGCUCCAUCAUCUGUGACAUCAAGUUCUCUGAGCUCACCUACCUCGACGCCUUCUGGCGCGACUACAUCAAUGGCUCGUUACUGGAGGCACUGAAAGGCGUCUUCAUCACAGACUCGCUCAAGCAGGCGGUGGGCCACGAAGCCAUCAAGCUGCUGGUGAAUGUGGACGAGGAGGACUAUGAGCUGGGCCGACAGAAGCUCCUGAGGAACUUGAUGCUGCAGGCUUUGCCCUGACCUCCCUCUCACAGGACGGGCCCCACCACUCACCUCUGGAGCGCGCUCACUGUCCGGGUUUGUUCUCUCCCCUUCCAGCCAAUCACACCCUGCCUUUUUUUUUUUUUUUUUUUUUUUUUUUUAAGGAAAAGAAAGGAAAACGGAAGUGGUGUUCCCCGCCCCUCCCUGCACCCACGUGCCUGGGCUUCCCGUGUCCCUUUCCGCUGGCCCCACGUGUCUGCAGCAGCCUCGCCCCUGAGCCGCGAGGCAGAUGCGUGGGGGAAGCUGAGUCUGCAGGACAGUGUCUGUAAGGGACUGAGGCGAACCCUGCGUCCGGGGCACGGGGCUGUCAGUGCUCCAGGCUCUAGGAGGGCUCUUGCCUGUUCGUCUGAGAAACCAAAGGGCUGUGAGUAAGGGAGCUGUGUUGUGUGGAAGGUGAGACUCUGAAGUGUAUUUUGGAAAUUAAUCACCACCCUCUCCCAAAUUACAGAAUUUUUUAAAAA
This is a messenger RNA of Pteronotus mesoamericanus, 2091 nucleotides long. RefSeq names its product death effector domain containing (gene DEDD). Bases 653 to 1609 code for a protein of 318 amino acids. Gene Ontology annotation, molecular function: DNA binding; protein binding. Gene Ontology annotation, biological process: apoptotic process; extrinsic apoptotic signaling pathway via death domain receptors; regulation of apoptotic process. The record is from RefSeq and is a predicted model, not a curated record. The transcript has 7 exons. Gene Ontology annotation, cellular component: nucleolus. Lineage: Eukaryota; Metazoa; Chordata; Mammalia; Chiroptera; Mormoopidae.